This is a messenger RNA of Arachis duranensis, 558 nucleotides long. RefSeq lists its product as uncharacterized. NCBI's taxonomy places the organism in Eukaryota, Viridiplantae, Streptophyta, Magnoliopsida, Fabales, Fabaceae. Bases 1 to 558 code for a protein of 185 amino acids. The record is from RefSeq and is a predicted model, not a curated record. The transcript is spliced from 2 exons.
AUGGCAGCUGAAGAGAAAGACCAGGAGAAGUUCAACAAGAAGGAGGAAGAACCUCAAGCUUCAAAGAAGGAAAAACAAGUCAUGGAGGAGCAUCCACAAGAAAAGAAGAAGGAGGUGAAGCUUUACACUCCUCCUCUUCCAUAUCCUCAAAGGUUCAAAAAGGAGCUUAAGGAUCAACAAUUUCCCAACUUCCUAGAGGUUUUCAAGAAGCUGGAAAUAAACAUCCCACUUGUUGAAGCAUUAGAGCAGAUGCCAUUUGCUGUAAUUCAGAGAGGUUUACCACCAAAGCUCAAAGACCUUGGGAGUUUCAUCAUAUCCUGCACCAUAGGAAAUAUGAUCUUAGAGAAAGCUCUCUGUGAUUUAGGUGCCAGCAUCAACCUGAUGCCUCUCUCAUUAAUGAAGAAGCUUGCAAUAGAAGAAGUUAAGCCCAUAAGAAUAUCACUCCAAAUGGCUUAUAGAUCACUCAAGAUACCCAAUGGAGUUGUAGAAAAUUUGUUGGUAAAAGUUGAGGAAUUCAUUUUCCCUGCCAACUUUGUCAUAUUAGACAUGAAAGAAUAG